UUCUGGAAACCGAAACCAGACUAGGUUUAUGAAGCAUUUCCUGGGACGAGGAAAACCACCCUGUGGGGCCUUUCCCGGCUGAACGGUCCACAGAACACCUCCAGUUGCAGCCCACAGGGCUCCAGGACCGUCUUCAGCGGCUGCCAGGACGGGCACUUCCUGAUCCCAGGGCUGGGCUUCUAGGCCAGGCAAUGGCUCUCCUAUGGCUCCUGUCUGUGUGGUGGUUGCUGGUUUCAGGAACUCAAGGUACAGAAGACGGGGAUGUGCGUCUGGCUGAUGGGGCCUCUGCCAACGAGGGCCGCGUGGAGAUCUUCUACAGAGGCCAGUGGGGGACGGUGUGUGACAAUCUCUGGGACCUUCUGGAUGCCGCCGUCGUCUGCCGGGCCCUGGGCUAUGAGAAUGCCUCUGAGGCGCUGGGCAGAGCUGCUUUCGGGCCAGGAAGGGGGCCCGUGAUGCUGGACGAGGUGCAGUGUACAGGGACGGAAGCCUCGCUGGCCAACUGCAGCUCUCUGGGCUGGAUGAUGAGUCGCUGUGGCCAUGACCAGGAUGCAGGCGUGGUGUGCUCCAAUGAAACCAGGGGAGUCCACAUCCUGGACCUCUCUGCAGAGCUCCCAGAUGCGCUGGGCCAGAUCUUUGACAGCCAGCAGGGCUGCGACCUGUUCAUCCAGGUGACAGGGCAGGGUCGUGGGGACCUGAGCCUCUGCGCCCACAAGCUGAUCCUGAACACCAACCCUGAGGCCCAGGCCCUGUGGCAGGCGGUGGGCAGGACCGUCCUCAUGAGGGUGGAUGCCGAGUGCAUGCCUGUGGUCAGAGACUUCAUCAGGUACUUCUACUCCCGAAGAAUCGAGGUCACCAUGUCAUCCGUCAAGUGCUUGCACAAGAUAGCCUCGGCGUAUGGGGCCUCGAAGCUGCGAGACUACUGCGGACGGCUUUUCGCCACCCUCCUGCCCCAGGACCCCACCUUCCGUACACCCCUGGACCUCUACGCGUAUGCGCAGGCCACCGGUGACUCUGUGCUGGAAGACCUGUGCGUGCAGUUCCUGGCCUGGAACUUUGAGCCUCUGACAAAGGCUGAGGCCUGGCAGAGCGUUCCCCUCAGCUUGCUCCAGGCUCUCCUCCCGAGGAGUGAGCUGGUUGUGUCCAGCGAGCUGGAUGUGCUGAAGGCGGUGGAUCAGUGGAGCGCAGAGGGCAGUGCCUCCCACGCGGAGGUGGAGCGCCUGGUGGAGCAGGUCCGCCUCCCUAUGGUGCCGCCGGAGGGGCUGUUCGAGCUGCAGUUCAACCUGUCCUUGUACUGGGACCACCAGGCAGUGUUCCAGAGGAAGACCCUGGAGGCCCUGGAGUUCCACACCGUGCCUCUCCCCGUGCUGGCCAAGUACAGGGGCCUGAACCUCACUGAGGACACCUACAAGCCCCGGCUCUACACCUCCACCUGGAGCGCCCUGGUGCUGGCCCGUUCCUGGAGGCAGUAUGAGUCAAAUCAGUUGUACCCACUAGGCUAUGGCCAUGGCUAUGGCUAUGGCCAUGGCUACAACUCAAGAGCCCAGUACGGCAGCUACCAGUCCUUCCAGACCCCACCACACCCCAGCUUCCUCUUCAAGGACAAGCAGGUCUCCUGGUCAGCCACCUACCUGCCCACCAUGCAGAGCUGCUGGAACUAUGGCUUCUCCUGCACCUCUGAGGAGCUCCCCGUGCUGGGCCUCACCAGGUCCAGCUACUCCGAUCCAACUGUCGCCUACGAGAACAAAGCCCUGAUGCUCUGUGGAGGGAACCGAGUGGUGGAUGUCACCAGCUUUGAAGGCUCCAAGGCCCCUAUCCCCAGUGCCCUGGAUACCAAUAGUUCCAAGACCCCCUCCCUCUUUCCCUGUGCCUCGGGGGCCUUCAGCAGCUUCCGGGUGGUCAUCCGCCCUUUCUACCUGACUAACUCCACUGACAAGGACUAAGUGGCACACCUCAUGGUGGUCCCCACCUUGGCCCCCCUCCUCUUUGUAGCCACCUCCAGCAGCCUGCUACCAGGUUUCUCCCAAGAUGCCACUGUCUCUACGAGCUUGCAAAUUCACUAGAAGGUUCCAGCCAGCGCUCACCCCAGUGCUGAGACUUCCCAGGCUCUCGUUGUAGGCACGAGCAGGUUCUGUGAGGUCCUGUGGGAUUUUCUGUGCCUGCUGCAGUUGCUCAGUCUGUCACUGUCACUAAUCUCAACUCAUUAAAGUCACGUGUGCGUCUCAUGAUUCA
This is a messenger RNA of Meriones unguiculatus (Mongolian gerbil), 2229 nucleotides long. RefSeq names its product galectin 3 binding protein (gene Lgals3bp). The transcript has 6 exons. Gene Ontology annotation, cellular component: extracellular matrix; membrane. NCBI's taxonomy places the organism in Eukaryota, Metazoa, Chordata, Mammalia, Rodentia, Muridae. Bases 192 to 1940 code for a protein of 582 amino acids. The record is from RefSeq and is a predicted model, not a curated record. Gene Ontology annotation, molecular function: protein binding.